AUGGGGAAAUGGUACCAGUCAAUGUGGGAACGAGGUGUUUGCUUCCAUUACAUUGUGAGUGCCAUGCCACAUUUCAUAGUAUACUCAUCCAUCAUGAUGAUUUCAAUGCUCAUUGUAGUAUCCUCAGCUUCACAUGUGCCAGCAGCAGGUCUUUCAUCUUUGGGCACCUCAAGAUUAGUUGUCGUUGGCGGAAUAGCUGAACUCAUCGCUGGUACUAUUUCUAUGGACAUUGGUGGUUUCUUAGCAUUUUCAGCAGAACAGGAUCAUUGCCAUUACAUGCGACGCCACAUACUAGUAUUGGCUUGGGGGCAACAGAGUUGCAUUGAACAAAUGGAAAGGGAAGUAUGUGCUGUACUUGUGCCCGCAAUCACCAAGUGUCUCAGAGAUGCUGAAUUUGACCUUAAAGUCAGUGCAAACAGUUCAUCGUCAGACGAAGGAGUGCAGUUGCUGAGAUGGAAGGACCAAGCCGGUCUGACAUGGUUUUUACUCAAAUUUGGAGAGGAAUGGGAAAUCUCGAUUCGUCAAGUAUACUCUUCAGUGCUGAUAAUUGGCUUCGGAUACUUGGUUGGCGGAAUCAUUCCCCUCAUUCCAUACUUUUUUGUUCAGCAAGCGCAUGUAGCGCUCGUAUACUCUUGUAUUGUCACAGGCAUCGUUCUGUUGAUAUUCGGAGCUGUGAAAGCUCGAGUUAUGGGUGCUGGGCAUGGUGUUGGAGGCUAUGGUACUAUAUGGGGAGCAGUCAGCACUUUAUUAGUUGGUGAUACCGCUGCUGCUGCAGGCCACCCUAUGCUCUUCUGUCUCAAGACCUCAGACUCUCAGAUUGGUGUACAAGCUUACAAAGCACGUAUGUCGGGUGCUUCUGGUGGAGUUCCAUUUCAAAGCUAA
Messenger RNA from Suillus discolor, 882 nucleotides. RefSeq names its product VIT family-domain-containing protein. Gene Ontology annotation, cellular component: fungal-type vacuole membrane. Gene Ontology annotation, molecular function: iron ion transmembrane transporter activity; manganese ion transmembrane transporter activity. The record is from RefSeq and is a predicted model, not a curated record. Gene Ontology annotation, biological process: intracellular manganese ion homeostasis. NCBI's taxonomy places the organism in Eukaryota, Fungi, Basidiomycota, Agaricomycetes, Boletales, Suillaceae. The coding region runs from base 1 to 882 and encodes 293 amino acids. The transcript is spliced from 5 exons.